This is a messenger RNA of Cryptotermes secundus, 3455 nucleotides long. It is a transcript of the gene KrT95D, whose product is annotated as phosphofurin acidic cluster sorting protein 1. NCBI's taxonomy places the organism in Eukaryota, Metazoa, Arthropoda, Insecta, Blattodea, Kalotermitidae. The transcript has 19 exons. Gene Ontology annotation, biological process: protein localization to plasma membrane. Bases 2 to 2668 code for a protein of 888 amino acids. The record is from RefSeq and is a predicted model, not a curated record.
CAUGGCGGAGAAGGCUGGAAAGCCUCCACCGAUCGUCGGGUUGAAACCCGUCCCUAUGAAGCUGUUUGCUACUUGGGAAGUUGACAGGACACCACCGAAUUGUAUUCCAAGGUUGUGUUCUCUCACGCUGUCACGGCUCGUGGUCCUCAGGCCUCUCGGAUCUGAUCUCUCUUCCAUCAUCAUCGCCGUCAAAAUGCAGGGUUCCAAACGGACGCUUCGGUCAAAUGAAAUGUCUUUACCCCAAAAUGGACUGUUAGAUACGGAACUGGAACUCAACUUCGCCCUUCAGUAUCCGCACUUCCUGAAGCGGGACGGAAACAAGCUGCACGUAAUGCUGCAGAGGCGGAAGCGCUACAAGAACAGAACGAUUCUGGGCUUCAAAACGCUGGCCGGUGGGACCAUCAACAUGGCUCAGGUGCUCCAGAGGCAGAUGGACGUGGAGCUCGAUAUGUUUAGUGACGUAAAGGAGAAAGGGCUCACUCUGAUCAGCAACGUCGUGGCCAGGGUGACUGUACAGGCCCUCAACAGCCAGCCAGUGGACCACGAGGAUGCGGCUAAACACAUGGCAAUGGGCGAAACGGCAGAUCGUGUGGCCGACUACUCAGACGACGAGGAGGAGUUCAGUAGUAACGACGAAGGUGAGGCGGAGGGUUCCGAUUCCGAGCCAAUGCCAGAGGACGCGAUGGGCAGACGAGCGCGCAAGACGUCGAGGGCGAAGAUACCCGCAAAUGCCAGACAACGUAAUUUGAAACAGAAGUUCAUUGCAUUGUUGAAGAGGUUCCGUGUCAGCGAAGAUCUGCAGGGACUCGACAAUGAUCAGGAAGCUAUUGGGCAGCAGCUAUCAGGUGGUGAUGUAGACCCUACAGAAAUUGAAGAUCUGUUUGAAGAGCUUGAAGAUCUGAGUGAUUCUGGCCCCGAGAUCGACACAAUGAGCAUCUCAUCAACACCUAAACCCUCACUCAGGCCAUUCUUUUCCAGUAGUCGUUCACUGCUACAGGAAACACUCAGCGUGCCAGGCGGCCCGCAAGGCUACGCACGUGUCUGCCUGCCCCAAGAUAGCCCGCACGCACAGCAACCUUACUGCACAGAGAAAGGUGCAGAUCGGCUCAGCGAUGAGAGUUCCAAGAAAGCUGACUCAGAUUCACAUCCUGAAAACUGGACGGAUCAUGAAUACAGCGACCCACAGCAGCCUGCUGCGUCCUCUCCUCCUAAGAGUUCGGAAGAUAAGAACAGGGAUGGUGCAGAACGAGAACGCAAAAGUCGGCUGUUUGCCAGGGAUCGGAAUCCCUCAGCAGGCAAGACCAAGAAGCAAGCUGAAAAGACCUUGAGUGCUGAGCAGAAGCCUCCCACAGUGAAUCCAAACCCAGCAGGAGGGGGAGACACUUGUUUCAAUGAGAUGCCUCGGAAGCAACUCACAGAGCAGCUGUCGAGAGUGCUGCCUACUGACGAUGCUUCAAUCCCAGAUCACAUCACACUGGUAAAUGUGGGUGACCCGCAGGGCUCAUUAUUGGCAACAAGGUUGCAGGAGCGACAACAGAAGGUCAUCAGUACUCUUGGUCCAGCAGACAUUAGAGCAGCUGUCACUUGUCUAGUCAGCAAGAUCCAAAAAUUCUGCAACAGCAAUGCGAAGCCACCGCCCCCUAUCAAGGUGCUGUUGGCAGGGUCGGACAGCUUCAUCAACUCGGUGCUCCGGAGCUAUGUGGAUCAGCUGUCGUUCAAGCCUCCCGACUGGCAGAAUUACAUAAAGUUCCUCAUUGUUCCACUGGGAAACAACUCUCUGGCUCGCUACCUCAGCAGCCUGGAUGGCGUGUACGCAUCGGCCUUCUCCGCCGAGACAUGGAAGGAACUGCUCGAACGGGCAGAACUGCAGAAAACAGACUGUCAGGAGAUGUUAAACCGAGUCCAUCGGUACCUGCACAGUGCCAGUGCCACAAUCCAACUUCCUGUAGCUGAAGCCAUGAUAACAUACAAGGAGAAGAGUUCUGAUGAGGAGUCUUCUCAGAUUUUUAUUCCCUUUGUUAAUGAUGUUCGCCUUGGAUCACCUGAGACUUCAGCUUCGGCGUCAGUGGAUUUGGAUGAGACCCAGCUGAGUGUCCCCCAGCUAUCUGGUUCACCUCCUUCCCUCGCAUCUCUUCCAGACAAGAAAGAUCGCAUAACCCCCCCUAGUUCACCUAACAUCAACAGCUUGUACAUGGGACAGAACAGGGACCAGUCUCUCUCAGAGCCCAUGGAGUUGCAGUUGGACUACUGGUUGAUUCCUGGCAAGGCAAGCGAGACACCUGCAGUUGGGAAAAGUAGCAAGGGUGACACCACCAAGUCAACCUUGAAGACAACAUUCCGUUCCCUGCAGAUUCAACGACUUCCCCUGGCUGGGGAGCAACCAACACAACACUUCCUCAUGAGCUACUCCACAAAGGAGAAGAAGCAGAAAAUCAUGCGCCUGGGUAAGAAGAAGGAGAAAGAGAAGGAAACCGAGCCCAAGAGUCAGGUUGUUGAAGGAGUCUCAAGGCUCAUCUGUUCUGCUAAGACUCACAGCGUUCCUCUCAAAGUGAGCAUAGAUGGAACAGAGUGGUCUGGGGUCAAGUUCUUCCAAUUGUCAGCACAGUGGCAGACACACAUAAAACACUUCCCUGUAACACUCUUCAGCUUCCCUGAGGCAAGUCUGUAGCUGAAGUGCGACCCACGGCAGCUGUCAGUAAGAGCAAACAGGACCAGCAGGAUGCGUGCGUGGGUCACACUCUUCGUUUUCCCUGGAUCAGGCUCACAGAUGUGAAUUGUACUGACGUCAGUGCUGUGAAGGCGUGACUUGAAUUGUCAAGUCAUGUUGAAACUUUAUUGGUGCAAGAUUUGAAGUGUAUAUGAAUGUGUAUGUAUGUGUGUGUGUGUGUUUGUGUAUAUGAAUUCUAGAUAGUUCCUCAAUCGGGCUUGAAUUUUAUGGAAACAAAUUUUAGAAGGAAAGAAUUAAAUUUUAUAAUGUAAUAACCAAAGUGAGGGACCAGCCUACAGUCACCAAGCGAAGGUAAAAAUUGAACAUUUUCACUUUCAGAGUCUCUCAAAAAAUGGAAACUAGUGGUAAUUUUUUCUCUGUGCCAUGAAGCAUUCCCCAUGUACCAUGCACUGGUCUGGCUGCUGACUUCCCUUCAUCAGAGGUAUGUAAAGUAGGCCCCAUACACAGAAGUUACAUAAGAAUCCUUCAAUCUUUUGGGCUCACCUAGCUACAUGAGAGCUAUCUUGUAAUUGUAAAUGGUGAAGUAGUCUUGUCUUCUACAUGGCAUUCAAAGGGAUCAUACUCCUCCCCAUACUAAUGCUGUAUUAUAAAAAACAUGUUCACCACCUGCCUCCUACCUAUUCCCAAGAGUAUGAAUUUUGUCUUCAUUACUCCCUUGUCACCACGGCAUGGCGCAUCCUCAGGUUGCGGAUGGAGAAGACGCCCUCCAGUUUUGGAGGGAAGCUGC